CUGGUGACGUAGAGGACGGUCACGUGGUGAGCCGGUCAGCUGACUGCCGUCUUCCGGGUUGUCGGUCGCUGUUUACCGACAGUAAAUAAAAACUGUGAUCCGGUUCGAGUCUGCUUCAAUCAGCUGGAGGUCAAAGCCAUGAACGCUUCGGACAGUGACGACGACUCGUAUACCGAGAGGUCGGCGUUGGUCCCGUCGGAGAAUCCGGUGGUUCCGUCCUACCGACCGGAUCCGGACCUCGACGCCGCCGGCGACACGGUGUCCAAAAGGUCUGCGGCGAGCAGGAGGGCGGGACCGGCGGCGGCGGCGGCGGAUGGCGGCGGCGGCGGCGGCGGCGGCUCAGACCCGGAGGUGGAUGCAGACGAUGAGGAGCUGACUCUGAAGUACGGAGCCAAACACGUCAUCAUGCUGUUCGUCCCCGUCACGCUCUGCAUGGUGGUCGUGGUCGCCACCAUCAAGUCGGUCAGCUUCUACACGGAGAAGACCGACCAGCAGCUGAUCUACACGCCGUUCACGGAGAACACCGCGUCUGUCGGCCGCCGGCUCCUCAACUCCGUCCUCAACACCAUCAUCAUGAUCAGCGUCAUCGUGGUCAUGACCAUCUUCCUGGUCGUCCUCUACAAGUACCGCUGCUACAAGUUCAUCCACGGCUGGCUCAUCCUGUCCUCCCUCAUGCUGCUCUUCUGGUUCAGCUUCAUGUACCUGGGACAAGUGUUUAAGACUUACAACCUGGCGGUGGACUACCCCACGGUGGGGGUGAUCAUCUGGAACUUCGGGGCAGUUGGUAUGAUCUGCAUCCACUGGAAGGGUCCACUGCAGCUGCAGCAGGCCUACCUGAUCCUCAUCAGUGCCCUGAUGGCCCUUGUCUUCAUCAAGUACCUCCCCGAGUGGUCGGCCUGGGUCAUCCUGGGAGCCAUCUCCGUCUACGACCUGGUGGCGGUCCUGUCCCCUAAAGGUCCUCUCAGGAUGUUGGUGGAGACGGCUCAGGAACGCAACGAGCCGAUAUUCCCCGCCCUCAUCUACUCCUCUGCCAUGAUGUGGACGGUGGGGAUGGCGAGCCCGGCGGACGCUCAACGCUCCGAACACGAAACAGACGAGGAGGCGGAGCAGAGCAGCAGGGGGGCGGGGCCUGAGAGUCGAAGGCCGCUUCCAGAUGACGACCUGGAGGAGGACCGUGGAGUGAAACUCGGUCUCGGGGAUUUCAUCUUCUACAGCGUCCUGGUUGGAAAAGCUGCAGCGACCGGAGGAGACUGGAACACCACGCUGGCCUGCUUCGUGGCCAUUCUUAUCGGGCUGUGCCUGACGCUGCUGCUGUUGGCGAUCUUUAAGAAGGCUCUGCCGGCGCUGCCGAUCUCCAUCACCUUCGGCCUCGUCUUCUACUUCUCCACAGACUUCCUGGUUCAGCCCUUCAUGGACAACCUGGCAGCUCACCAGUUCUACAUCUGAAGCCCCGCCCCCUCACCUUCCUCCUCCUCCUCCUCCUCCUCCUCGUUAUCUGCAGGGCCGUCUGAUGGAGCAACGCACAGACUUCUUCCUGUCUCAGUUUGGGGAACGUGAUGCAUUAACCCCACUACAGGAAGUGAUGUAAUGCAGACAGGAAGCUGGCGUGGGCGGCUGCAGGUUACCUGGUUGAUUCUGCUCAGGUGUGUCACCUGCUGACUCAUAGUUCAAAGGAAAGAUCCUGUAACUCAUCGUGUCUGUAGAGUCUCUGUUUCUGAGGGACCAUUUGGAUGUAACACUCGCUGUUUGUUAGCUCCACCACGGCUGCGUGUGAUUGGCUGACGCACAUUCCUGUUUGUCCCUCCACUUCCUGUUUGUUCCACUUCCUGUUUGUCCCUCCACUUCCUGUUUGUUCCACUUCCUGUUUGUCCUUCCACUUCCUGUUUGUCCCUCCACUUCCUGUUUGUCCUUCCACUUCCUGUUUGUCCCUCCACUUCCUGUUUGUCCUCCACUUCCUGUUUGUUCCACUUCCUGUCGGCUUCAGUAAACCUGGCUCCUGAUUGGUUCACACAGAACAGUUCACAUUAUUUUUCUUCGUACAUUUUGCUCGUGGUUAGGUUAGCCUGUCAGCUAGCUAACGCCGUCUGUUUAUCUGAAUAAAGUCGCUGCAGAAAGGAAACGCGAUGAACGCGAUGAACGCGAUCGCGACAAAUGUUGGCUAAGCUGUGAAAAUCAUGCUAACCUUGGAGCUAACGUCAGGCUAACGAACUUUAUGUUUCUACGAUCAGUUCUUAACUUUUUUACAUUAAACCAGCUGAUUUAUAUUUGCUGGUCCAGAUUUUUAUAAUCAGAUUUAAGCCCCGCCCCUUUUUGCUCUGUGCUCCAAUCUUCAGUUAGCUAAUGUUAGCAAAAUGCUGGCUAGGUAGCUAGCUAGCACUUAUUAAAAGGGGGCGGGGCUUAGGAAGGGUCAGUUCUCAUUGUAUUGAUAAUAGAUUUUGGAUGAAUUAUUAGAAUAUCUUACGAUUUCAAAUACUUUCAAUCCGACAGAGCGGCUAACGCUAUGCUAAUGCUAAAUUAAAACGUAAACUGAGAUUUUGUUUUCUACGUGUAAAAUGUGUCACAAUCAUUUUAUUAAAACACAUUUUGAACA
Messenger RNA from Dicentrarchus labrax (European seabass), 2590 nucleotides. It is a transcript of the gene psen2, whose product is annotated as presenilin 2. Lineage: Eukaryota; Metazoa; Chordata; Actinopteri; Moronidae. The record is from RefSeq and is a predicted model, not a curated record. The transcript is spliced from 11 exons. Gene Ontology annotation, molecular function: aspartic endopeptidase activity, intramembrane cleaving. The coding region runs from base 139 to 1446 and encodes 435 amino acids. Gene Ontology annotation, cellular component: perinuclear region of cytoplasm; neuromuscular junction; nucleus. Gene Ontology annotation, biological process: negative regulation of apoptotic process; protein processing; membrane protein ectodomain proteolysis.